UGAAGAAGCACUGCUGCCCGUCCGAGCAGCGGAGAAUCCCUAUUGGAUCUAUUUUAAAACACCAUUUUAUGUUUUCAGUUAAUGUGAAAAGAUUUUAAAUCUACUUUAUGACGCUACGUAUCGAGGUUUCUGGGAUCUUUUAUCUGUUCGUUUUUUGAAGGAUGUAUUAUUGAAAACCCUUCUGAAGAAGAGUUGGAACAAGAAAUGGGGAUUUACAGUAUUUGGAUAUUUUUAUCAUUUUUAUGUGUUGUACAACAUAUCGAUGGUCUCCGCUGUGUGGACUCAUACAGACCCUGUGAGAAUGGAGGAAUAUGUUCAAACUCAAAAUGCAUGUGCCGGCCCGGCUACAUCGGAAAUCUCUGCCAACACCUGGACCCGUGUCACCGCACGCCGUGCCUCAACGGAGCCGUCUGUAAGAGCCAGGUGGCCAACGGCAUCCCCCAGUACACCUGUGUGUGCCAGCGAGGAUUCCGAGGUCAAGACUGCUCCCUGAUUGAUGCCUGUGCCACCAGCCCCUGUGCCAACGGCGCUCGCUGCGUCAACUGGAACAACCACUACAACUGCUCGUGCCCGCCUGGCUACCAGGGCAAGAACUGCCGCAACGACAUCGACGAGUGCCGCAAGCCGGGCAAGUGCCUGAACGGCGGCGUUUGCCAGAACACGCACGGCUCCUACACCUGCCGCUGCCCACCGGGCUACAGUGGGCGCACGUGCGAGAUCGUCACCCUGCCCUGCGCACCCUCCCAGUGCCUCAACGGGGGCACAUGCCACCAGAUCAGCGACCAUGCCUAUGAGUGUGCCUGUCUGCCAGGCUUCGAAGGCCACAACUGUGAGACCAACGUGGAUGACUGCCCUGGGCACAAAUGCAUGAAUGGGGGUAUAUGCGUGGACGGGGUCAACACCUACAACUGCCAGUGCCCUCCAGAAUGGACAGGCCAGUACUGUGCCGAGGAUGUGAACGAGUGCCUGAUGCAGCCCAACGCCUGCCACAACGGCGGCACGUGCUUCAACACCAUCGGCGGCCACACCUGCGUGUGCGUCAACGGCUGGACCGGCGACGACUGCAGUGAGAACAUCGACGACUGUGCCACCGCUGUCUGCUUCAACGGUGCCACAUGCCAUGAUCGCGUUGCCUCCUUCUUCUGCGAGUGCCCAGUGGGCAAGACUGGUCUCCUGUGUCACCUGGAUGAUGCGUGUGUGAGCAACCCAUGUAACGAGGGAGCCGUGUGUGACACCAACCCCCUGAAUGGCCGAGCCAUCUGCACCUGCCCUGCCGGCUUUGUCGGUGGAGCCUGCAACCAGGACAUGGACGAGUGCUCUAUCGGUGCGAAUCCGUGCGAGCACUUUGGCAAGUGUGUGAACACGGAGGGCUCCUUCCAGUGCCAGUGCGGCCGCGGCUACACGGGGCCACGCUGCGAGAUCGACAUCAACGAGUGCCUGUCCAUGCCCUGCCAGAACGACGCCACCUGCCUCGACCGCAUCGGGGAGUUCACCUGUAUCUGCAUGCCAGGCUACACUGGGACAUACUGCGAGGUGGACCUGGACGAGUGCGAGAGCAACCCCUGCGUGAACGACGGCAUCUGCAGAGACAUGGUCAACGGCUUCUCCUGCACCUGCCAGCCAGGCUUCUCCGGCACCAUGUGUCAGAUCGACAUUGACGAGUGCGCCAGCACGCCCUGCCAGAACGGUGCCAAGUGCUUCGACCGGCCCAACGGAUACGAGUGCCGCUGCGCAGAAGGCUUCGAGGGGCCCCUGUGCGAGAGCAACAUCGAUAACUGCCGCCCCGACCCGUGCCACCACGGCACCUGCAUCGAUGGCAUCGCCACCUACACCUGCAACUGCGAGCCGGGCUACACGGGCUACCGUUGCGAGAACCAGCUCAACGAGUGCCACAGCAACCCCUGCCAGAACGGCGGCAAGUGUGUGGACCUGGUCAAUAAGUACAUCUGCCAGUGUCUGCACGGCACCUCUGGUGUUAACUGUGAGCUCAACUUUGAUGACUGUGCCAGCAACCCAUGUGAGUUUGGCAUGUGCAAGGAUGGCAUCAACCGCUACGACUGUGUCUGCAAGCCUGGCUUCACGGGCCCGAAGUGUAACUGUGGAGUGGGCCAGAACGGGCCGCGUAGCGGUGUGGACGAGGAGAACGGCUUCCACUGCCAGUGUCCCGAGGGCUUCCACGAGCCCUACUGCUACUCCAAGGUGGACGAGUGUGCCAGCAACCCCUGUGUCAAUGGAGCCUGCAGAGAAGACCCCAAUGGCUAUAGGUGUGACUGUGAGCCUGGAUGGGUGGGGAAGAACUGCGACCUGAACCGCAACGACUGCCUUCCCAGUCCGUGCCAGAACGCUGGCACCUGCAUAGACCAGCUCAACGGUUUCGUCUGCAAGUGCCGCCAGGGCUUCAAAGGUAAUCUGUGCCAAGUGAACAUCAACGAGUGCUCGUCGAGUCCGUGUCUGAACGGCGGCACCUGCGUGGAUGGCGUGGCCAGCUUCACCUGCCUCUGCGAGCUGCCCUACAGCGGGCCCACCUGUGCCGAGGUGCUCACGCCCUGCUCGCCCAACCCCUGCUCCAACCACGCCCAGUGCCUCCACACACCCGACUACCUGGGCUACCAGUGCAGCUGCCAGGCUGGGUGGCAAGGCCAGCUGUGUAAUGUGGAUGUGAAUGAGUGCUACCCCUCCAACCCCUGCAAGAACCGCGGCACCUGCACCAACACACUCGGGGCCUACGUGUGCUCCUGCCGUGCCGGCUUCACCGGGCCCAACUGCGAGACGGACAUCAACGACUGCUCACCCAGCCCCUGUCUGAAUGGAGGCUCGUGCACAGACGGCGUGAACAGCUUCCAGUGCAGCUGCCUGCCCGGCUUCACCGACACACGCUGCGCCGUGGAGGUGAACGAGUGCCAGAGCGCCCCCUGCAGGAAUGGAGGCACCUGCACUGACUACGUCAACAGCUACACAUGCACCUGCAAGCCUGGCUUCACGGGCAUCCACUGCGAGACCAACAUCCCUGACUGCACAGAGAGCUCCUGCUUCAACGGAGGCACCUGCACGGACAAGAUCAACGGUUACACCUGUACAUGCCGCCCAGGGUUCACCGGCUCGCACUGCCAGUACGAGGUGAACGAGUGUGACUCACAGCCGUGCCUCAACGGAGGCCUGUGCCAGGAUGCCCUCGAGUCCUUCCGCUGCUCCUGUCCCAAGGGCUACUCCGGUGGCAGGUGCCAGAGUGCUGUGGACUGGUGCCGUCGCUCCAACCCAUGCCAGAACGGCGGCCGCUGCCGUCAGAAGGACGCCACCUUCACCUGCGACUGUGUAAAUGGCUGGUCGGGCCGCUACUGCGACAUCCCUGGGGUGUCCUGCGAAGUGGCCGCCGCACAGAGAGGCUAUCAAACUGACGAGCUGUGUCACCAUGGUGGACACUGUGUCAACACCGGCAACACGCAUUACUGCAAAUGCCCAGACGACUAUAUGGGCAGCUACUGCGAGAGCCAGGUGGACCACUGUGAGGACAAGCCCUGCCGUAACGGCGCCACCUGCAGGGGCUAUGUGGGAGGAUACACAUGCGACUGCAUGCCAGGCUACCAUGGCGAGAACUGCGAGAUGGAGAUUAACGAGUGCCAGUCUCACCCGUGCCAGAACGGUGGCACCUGCAUCGAUCUGGUGGGCCAUUACAUCUGCUCUUGCCCACCUGGCACUUUGGGUGUGCUGUGUGAGAUCAACGAGGACGACUGCUCCAUGCCAGCCAGGCCUCGGGGCACCCCCAAGUGUCUGAACAACGGCACGUGCGUGGACCGUGUGGGUGGCUACAAGUGCAACUGCCCGCCCGGCUUCACCGGUGACCGCUGCGAGGGCGACAUCAACGAGUGCCUGUCCAACCCCUGCAACAUGGGCAACAGCCUGGACUGCAUCCAGCUGCCCAACGACUACCAGUGCAUCUGCAAGCCUGACUACACAGGUCGGCGGUGCCAGAACCGGUUCAGUGUGUGCGAAUCUCAGCCCUGUCAGAAUGGAGGCGCCUGCUCGGUCUCCAGCAAUACGGCCUCAGGAUACACAUGCACCUGUCAGCUGGGCUACACCGGUGCCAACUGUGAGCGCAGCAUGUCGUGCCGCGAGCUCUCCUGCUACAACGGCGGCAGCUGCACGCUGACCACACGCGGCGCCCGUUGCUCCUGCCUGCAGGGCUACGCCGGGCCGCAGUGCCAACACCGCAGCAACGAGGGCUGUUCGGCCCAGCCGUGCCGCAACGGCGGCCUCUGCACCGAGGAGACCUCCUUCCCCUACUUCCACUGCCAGUGCCAGCCGGGCUACUCCGGCAAGCGCUGCGAACAGCAGAUCGCCCAGAUCCCGUCUCCCAAGACGCUGCCGCCGCCGCCCGCCUGCCCGCUGGCCGACUGCCCGGGCAAGGCCAACGACGGCGUGUGCGACAAGGAGUGCAACACCUUCGCUUGCCGCUGGGACAGCGGCGACUGCUCGCUGGCGGCCAACCCGUGGGCCAAGUGCGCCGACCCGCACUGCUGGCGCGUCUUCAACAAUAGCCAGUGCGACGAGAGCUGCAACAACGCCGACUGCCUCUACGACAACUUCGACUGCCGCAGCAAGGAGAAGGUUUGCAAUCCGAUCUAUGAGACGUACUGCAUUGACCACUUUGCCGACGGCCGCUGCGACCAGGGCUGCAACACGGAGGAGUGCGGCUGGGACGGCCUGGACUGUGCGCAGAAGGUGCCUGAGAACCUGGCGGAAGGCGUGCUGGUCAUCACGGUCCUGCUGCCGCCCGAGGAGCUGCUGCGCACAGGCACGGCCUUCCUGCAGAAGCUCAGCGCCAUCCUGCGCACCAGCCUGCGCUUCCACCUGGACCACAACGGCGAGGCCAUGAUCAAGCCCUACAUGCGCCGCCUCAAGAAGCGCGAGCUGCAGCCGCAGCAGGAGGUCAUCGGAUCUAUCGUGUAUCUGGAGAUCGACAACCGGCUGUGCUCCCAGGGCUCCGAGGACUGCUUCCCCACGGCCGACACAGCGGCGGAGUACCUGGGCGCCCUGCACGCCACCGAGAUGCUGCGCUUCCCCUACCCCAUCCAAGAAGUCCGCAGUGAGCAGCUGCCGCCGGGGCCGAUCGACGUGCCCGAGUGGGGCAAGCUGCUGCUGGUGGGUGUGGCGGCGCUCUUCCUGAUGGUCAUCCUGUUGCUGGGCAUGCUGAUCGCGCGGCGCAAGCGGGAGCACAGCACGCUCUGGUUCCCCGAGGGCUUCUUCCUCAAGAAGGAGGCCAGCAGCAACAAGAACCGCCGCGAGCCUGUGGGCCAGGACGCUCUGGGCAUGAAACACAUGCCUAAGACGGUGGAGGAGUCUCUUCUUGGUGACCACAGUGACCAGUGGAUUGACACAGACUGCCCCGAGGCCAAGAGAUUGAAGGUGGAGGAGCCCAGCAUGAUGUCGGACAGUGACGACCCAGUGGACUCCCGACAGUGGACACAGCACCAUCUGGCCGCCGCCGACAUCCGCAUGCCCACCUCUAUGGCGCUCACGCCUCCCCAGGGAGAGUUCGACAGCGACUGCAUGGACGUUAAUGUCCGAGGACCUGACGGCUUCACCCCGCUCAUGCUGGCGUCGUUCUGUGGCGGCCUGGAACCCGAGGUGGCAGAGGAGGAGGAGGAAGAGUCGUCGGCCAACAUCAUCUCGGACCUCAUCUACCAGGGCGCCUCACUGGCCGCCCAGACGGACCGCACCGGCGAGACGGCCCUGCACCUGGCUGCCCGUUACGCCCGUGCUGACGCCGCUAAGAGGCUGCUGGACGCCGGAGCGGAUGCUAAUGCACAGGACAACACCGGACGCACGCCGCUGCACGCAGCUGUGGCUGCUGAUGCCCAAGGAGUAUUCCAGAUCCUGAUCCGUAACCGUGCCACUGACCUGGACGCCCGCAUGUACGACGGCUCCACUGCCCUCAUCCUGGCUGCCCGCCUGGCAGUGGAGGGCAUGGUGGAGGAGCUCAUCACAUGCCACGCCGAUGUCAAUGCCGUCGACGAGCUGGGUAAAUCUGCCCUGCACUGGGCUGCUGCGGUCAAUAACGUGGAGGCCACCAUGGCCUUGCUGAAGAACGGAGCCAACAAAGAUAUGCAAGAUCUGAAGGAGGAGACUCCUCUGUUCCUGGCGGCGCGUGAGGGCAGCUGUGAGGCGGUCAAGGUGCUCCUGGCCCACUUCGCCAACCGCGAGAUCACCGACCACAUGGACCGGCUGCCGCGCGACAUCGCCCAGGAGCGCAUGCACCACGACAUCGUCCAGCUGCUGGACGAGUACAACACGGUACGCAGCCCGCAGGGCCACAGCGCCGCUGCCCACCACCUGGCGGCGGCCGCCGCCGCGGGUCACACGCUCUCGCCACUCAUGUGCCCACCGAGCAGCUUCAUGUCCGGCCUCAAGACCACGCCGCAGGGCAAGAAGAGCCGGCGCCCAGGCGCCAAGGGCUCAGGCGGCAUGGCCGGCCAGCACGGCGGCGGCAUCAGCCUGAAGGAGUCGGCCAAGGCGCGCAACAAGAAGCUGACGCUGGACAUGCAGAGCGCACUGCUGGAGAGCUCGGUGACUCUGUCGCCGGUCGACUCGCUGGACUCGCCGCACGGCGGCGCCAGCAACGCCGGCUACAUGACCAACCCCACCUCGCCGGUGGCCAUGCCCUCGCCGGGCAUGUUCCACACGUCCAUGUCGGUGCCCGGCACGCCCAUGGUGCACGCCGGCAUGCUGGACGGCAGCGGCGGGCCCUUCGCCGUCUCCCUGGCGCAGCUGAACGACCUGAGCGGCGGAGGUGCCGACGGCGGGCUCUCCAUGCAGGCCCGCGUCUCCAUGGCGUCGGCGGUGGCGGCGGCCAACCAGCACAGCUACGUGCUGAACUCGGGCCAGCUGGGCAUGAGCAUGGGCAUGGUGAACCCCGUGAGCGUGCCCUUCGACUGGCACAGCCGCAUGACGCCCUCCUCGCAGUGCGGCCCGGUGGUCAGCAUGGUGCACCCCGUCAGCAGUCAGGCCAGCCUGAUGCCGCCCACGCCCACCAUGCCCCAGGGCGGCCUGCUCAUGCACCAGCCCAUGUUCCGCGGCGGUCAGCCCACCAUGCUGCAGCCCACGCUCGUCUCCUCCACCCCCACCAGCAUCAGCCCCGUCAAGCUGGCCUCCAUCGCCGAGCAACAGCAGCCGCAGCAGCUCCACAGCCACUCCCUGGCACGCAUGGGCACCUCCUCCCCUCCCACCCCCCAGCAGAGCCAGCCCCCACCGGCCUUCUACCAGCAGGCUCCGCAGCAGCCCCAGCAGGCCCCCCAGCCCACACAGGCCCAGGCAGCAGCAGCAGCGGCGGCGGCCCAGCCCGGAGGCAGCGGUACGGAGGACUACCCGACGCCGCCCUCGCAGCACAGCUACACCUCCGCCAUGGAUGCCACGCCUAAGCAUUACCUGCACCUGCCCAGCGAGCACCCCUACCUGACCCCCUCGCCAGAGUCGCCUGAGCCCUGGUCCAGCCCCUCCCCGCAGUGCGUGUCCGACUGGUCCGAGUCCACCCCGAGUCCGGCCGUGUCGGGCCCAGCGCAGACCCAGAUCCCCCACGUCCAGGAGUCCAACGGGAAGAUGCAGGUGUUCGCGUGAGGAGAGACCCCCCCGCCGUCGCAACUUCGACACAUUCCCAUCCCCGACCCCCCCCUUUCCCCCCCCCCAUCGCCUGAAAGUACCAGAGCCACCGAGAAUCGAAGGGAGCUCUGGUGAUGGCUCUGGUUUCAUUUUUUUAUGGGUCAGCCAGUUUCCAAGAUUUUGAAUUGGGAUCCGGAUUGACUGUGUCGCGUCAAGAAGACCGUCUGCUGAUAUUGCGUGCAGAGAUAAACAAAAAGAGUAAAGGGAAAAAUUGUUGUUGUUAUUGUUGUCUUAAAAGAAAAGACAAUAUGAUGAAGUAAGACUUAUUCUGUCUCAGAUGGACUUGUUUUUUUAUUAUAAAAAAGUAUAUGAAGAAAGCCACGUCUUUUAUUUCAAAGACUUGGGGGACACUUUCCUGAAACUAACAAACUUUAAGUAGAGUAAGAGAAAAAGCAAAUGUUGAAGGAAAUUCCUUUCUUUUUUAUUUAUUGUUUUCUUGUGUUCCUCCUUUUUAAGAAGAAGAAACUGCCUGGUGGGGCGUUCUCUCCCUCUCUCUCUAUUUGUCCCAGACGAAUGGUCACUCCACGGUCCAGAUUUGUUACUUUUCACCGCCUCUGCGGAGGCACUGCGGUUAUUCUCUAGUGUUACGUAAGGUCCGGUACACUUUCAUGUUGUUUUGAAAAAUGAAACCAGAAUAUGAGGAUGUAGUCCUCCUUAAGGUGAUUUAUUAUUUUGUCCAUUUUUGUUUUUCUCAUUCAUGUCAUGUUUUCAGUCAGUACGGCAGGUUUGUUUCUAAUUCUAUGGCCUGUACUAAUUCAUGAAGCAGAAGUGGCCAGUAUUGAUUACGUUGGGCGUUUUUGUUCAUUUUCCUAGACACAAACUGCAGCUGACUCACCCCUCAACGAACAUAUUAUCCACCUUAUUCCAGUCUUGUGAAGUCCCACAGAGGUGGGAUGGGUUAAGUGGCCUUGGGUCAUAGACUGAUCGAGAGAGAGCACUCACUUUUUGUUAUUUAUUUUGGCCACAUAAAAACUGAUUGGCACUACAAAAAAAAACUACAAAAAUGGCGUAUGCUAGGUAACUGUCACUGAUUACAAAUUAUUUUGAACAAAAAAAAUUAUCUUUAGUUUAAACCAUUUCUUUAGGUAUGUGUUACGUGUAAGAAUGUAUUGGGGCAUCUCUGAAGCACUUGUCGGGACGAACAUGAGAGCGGCGAUAGUGAGCUGGGCUCUCCCUUCUUGCAGUAAAACCAGUGACCACAUCACUCUCCAGGUCAACCGUCAGAGGAAAGCCAGGUGUGAUGCAAUGAGAUGUCCCUCUCCAACAGCCCCUCUGUCUUAUCCUCUCAUGGCUCUGACAGUCCUGGGCUCCAGUACCAGAGUUGGCCUUUAGUAUUCAGCAUAAAUAUUUAUGACCGCAUAGACAAGCAUAUUUUUUUGCCACUAAAUCAGCCUAAAUCACUGCCUUUUAUAGUUCUCUGUUUUUGUUAUUCAUUUCUUUUAUUUGUUUUUAUUACAAUGAUUUUUAUCUUUACUGAAAACAUGGUUACUAAGCUAUUUUUUUCUUGUUUUUUUUUCUAUUGGCUGCUGCUCGCUGUCACUCUUAAGUGUGACACCCGUGUGUCUUCUGAAAACAUUACUGCUUCCUCCUUUCUCCUGCCCCCAUCCCCCAUCCCCCGCUCGUGUAGAGCUGCAGUGUAUGCUGCUACCCAAACUCGCACUGUGCCUGUCCCCUCUUCCCAGUGCUUCCUCUCGUACCCUCAGAGAGACUUACUGGCCUCUCCACCUCCCACCAGAUCAAUUUUCUAAUGUCUGUUUUUGACGCAAUUUCUGAUGCCUCCUUCUCCGACCAACGUAGAUGACCAACGCACAUGUGAGGGCACAAUAAAUAAAUAAAAAAAAUAGUUUUGUUUUUCCUCCCUUCCACCUCCAGGAGUUUUGAGAGG
Alosa alosa (allis shad) is the source of this 9538-nucleotide messenger RNA. RefSeq names its product notch receptor 3 (gene notch3). The coding region runs from base 205 to 7611 and encodes 2468 amino acids. Gene Ontology annotation, molecular function: calcium ion binding; Notch binding; signaling receptor activity. The transcript is spliced from 33 exons. Gene Ontology annotation, cellular component: membrane. The record is from RefSeq and is a predicted model, not a curated record. NCBI's taxonomy places the organism in Eukaryota, Metazoa, Chordata, Actinopteri, Clupeiformes, Clupeidae. Gene Ontology annotation, biological process: cell differentiation; multicellular organism development; regulation of DNA-templated transcription.